Molecule: messenger RNA, 4573 nt
Organism: Heteronotia binoei (common prickly gecko)
Lineage: Eukaryota; Metazoa; Chordata; Lepidosauria; Squamata; Gekkonidae
Gene: GANC
Product: glucosidase alpha, neutral C
Exons: 25
Coding region: 83-2860 (925 amino acids)
Biological process (GO): N-glycan processing; carbohydrate metabolic process
Molecular function (GO): carbohydrate binding; alpha-1,4-glucosidase activity
Source: RefSeq, a predicted model, not a curated record
GUUUCGUUAUCCCUGUUCUAUUUUAUUAAGGCUACAGCUGUAGGUAGCGCUUUCGUUCAGAGUAGCAGCGUGAGGGAAUAACAUGGAAUCAAGUUCGCAGGAGGAAAUCAGUGUUGAAGAUGAGGCUGUGGACAAAAGCAGCUUUAAGACAUGCAAUCAGAUUGCUUUCUAUAGACGUCAGAAACUUUUGUUUCCAGGGAAGUCCUUAUAUCGAGCCUUACUGGACACAGUGGAAUUAUCUGAUAGCAGUGUCAAGUUCCAAAUUCUCAAUGAAGAGUGCAAGGUUCCUCUUUUAGUAGAACUUUAUGAAAUAGAAGGCAAUAUUUUCAGACUUAAAGUUAAUGAAAUAGCACCAUUGAAACCAAGAUAUCAAGUCCCUGAUGUUCUCAUAAAAGAGCCUGCCAACCUCAGGCUAACAAUAUCACAGAAAGAUGCAGGCAAGCUUGUGCUGUCUUGCUCCAGUGAAAACCAGCAGCUUCACAUCACAGCAAAUCCAUUUCAGAUGCAGGUUGUUUCCAAUAAUGAGAUUGUAUUGAGCAUAAAUGCAAAUGGCCUGUUGUAUUUUGAGCAUCUGCAGCUUCCACCACAAAUAAGGGAAUCUACAUUGCAGAAAAAGGCAGUUGGAUCAGCAGACUCUUCUGAGGGAAAUCAAGAAGACUUGGGAUUGUGGGAAGAAAAGUUUGGUAGUUUUUUAGACAUCAAAGCCAGUGGUCCCAGUUCUGUAGGCCUUGAUUUUUCUUUACAUGGAUAUGAGCAUGUCUACGGAAUACCUCAACAUGCAGAGACGUUUCUGCUUAAAAACACCAGUGAUAAUGAUGUCUACCGGCUUUAUAACCUGGAUGUCUUUGGAUACAAGAUCCACAGCAAAAUGGGCAUUUAUGGUUCAGUGCCAUUGCUCUUGGCACACAAACCAGAUAGAACCAUUGGGGUCUUCUGGCUAAAUUCUUCCGAAACUCUAGUGGAGAUUGCUACCAAAGCUGCAGUGGAGGAACAGAGCAACUCAGCUGCAUUUACCUCAGAUGCCGACCUCUCUAGAACUCCAGACAUCUCAAAGCAGAGAGUGCUGCCUCAAACUGAUGUUCGCUGGAUGUCAGAAAGUGGAAUAAUUGAUACUUUCAUCCUAAUGGGGCCUUGUUCUUUUGAUACUUUUAAGCAAUAUGCAGAACUGACAGGCACUCAGUCCUUGCCUCCACUCUUCUCCCUUGGCUACCACCAGUGUCGCUGGAACUAUGAAGAUGAGAAUGAUGUAAAAGAGGUUGAUGCAGGUUUUGACGAGCAUAGCAUCCCUUAUGAUGUUAUGUGGCUUGAUAUUGAGCACACUGAUGGCAAACGGUACUUCACAUGGGAUAAAAAGAAGUUCUGCAAUUCUGACAGGAUGCAGAAGGAGCUUAUGAAGAAGAAACGCAAGCUGGUUGUCAUUGUGGAUCCCCAUAUCAAGGCUGAUCCUCAGUAUACCAUAUAUGCACAAGCCAAAGGAAAGGGGUAUUUUGUAAAAGAUCGUACAGGCAAGGAUUUUGAGGGCCUCUGUUGGCCAGGUCUUUCAUCUUAUCUAGAUUUUACCAAUCCCGAUGUCCGAGAAUGGUAUGCAGAUCAAUUUGCCUUCAAAAAUUAUAAGGAUUCUUCUGAGAUCCUUUUUGUAUGGAAUGAUAUGAAUGAGCCUUCUGUCUUCAGAGGGGUAGAACUAACCAUGCAGAAGGAUGCUGUCCACCAUGGUGCAUGGGAACAUCGAGAGGUUCAUAAUCUGUAUGGUUUUUACCAGCAAAUGGCAACUGCAGAAGGAUUGAUCAGGCGCAGUGAGGAACUGGAGAGGCCCUUUGUUCUCACACGCUCUUUCUUUGCCGGAUCACAGAAGUAUGGCGCUGUAUGGACUGGAGACAACAAAGCAGAUUGGAGUUACUUGAAAAUCUCCAUUCCAAUGUUGCUUACAAUCAGUAUGGCAGGAAUUUCAUUUUGUGGAGCGGAUGUAGGUGGAUUUAUUGGAAAUCCAAGUCCAGAACUACUAGUUCGAUGGUAUCAGGCUGGGGCGUUCCAACCUUUCUUCAGAGGUCAUGCAAAUAUGCACACCAGGCGUCGAGAACCAUGGCUUUUUGGAAAAGAGAACACACAAAUCAUCAGAGAGGCUAUCAAGGAGCGUUACUCCCUCCUUCCUUAUCUAUAUUCACUCUUCUACCGAGCUCAUACCGCUGCUGAGCCAGUCAUGAGGCCUGUCUGGGUUGAAUUCCCCAAGGAACUUAAAACGUUUGGCAUAGAAGAUGAGUAUAUGCUUGGAAAUGCUUUACUGGUUUAUCCAGUCACUGAACCAAAAGCCACUGCAGUCAAUGUCUUUCUGCCUGGUUCACAAGAGAUAUGGUAUGAUUUUCGAAGAUUUAGAAGGCUGGAAGGUCAAGGCACACUGAAGAUCCCAGUAACAUUGAAUAGUAUUCCUAUAAUUCAGCGUGGGGGAACUAUUAUACCACUAAAGACUUCUGCAGGAAAAUCUACAGCAUGGAUGACAGAUGUCCCUUAUAAACUUCAUGCAGCCUUAGAUUAUAAGGAAACCGCAACAGGUGAGCUGUACCUGGAUGAUGGCCAUUCAUUCCAGUAUCUCCAUAAGAAACAGUUCUUGCUCAGGAAGUUCACCUUCCAAGAGUGUGUCUUCUCAUCCAGGUGUGCAGAUGAGAAGGGCCAGUUCCAUACAAAAUGUGUAGUUGAACAAGUACUGAUUUUAGGAAUGAAAAAGCAACCUUCUUCUGUGACAGGCAGGAUCCAAGAUGGAAAGGACAAAGCAGUGGCUUUCACCUAUGAUGCCAAGAGCUCUGUGUUGACCCUUAAAAAUCUUUCAUUAAAUAUUUGCAUUGACUGGGAGAUUGAAAUCAAGUGAGAAGAUAAAUUGAGGCUUCAGACAAGUAUAUGAAAUAAUAGCUUGGAUGCUUCCACCAACUGAAGGAUUUAUGUCUGCUGAACAUGACCUCCUUGCUUCUCCCCUCCCAGUGCUCCCUGAAAUGCUGCUCCUGGGAGACAGGACUCCCCUCUCCACAGGAACAGCUAAUUUUCAACAUAUGAGUCUGCUUUAUAGUACUGUGUUAGAUCAAAUCAUCUGCUUUGACUAGCAGGGGUUCUCAGAGUCACAUUAACUACUUUUUAACUGCUUGUAUAUGGGACCUUACUGCAUGGAAGGUGGAUUAACAGUGAACCACAACACCUCCCCUAGCAUCACCUCCUUUAAAUAGACAAAAGCCAUAUGCUCUCAGAAUCAACUUCUGAAGGUUUCUGUUAAAUGAAUUCGUAAUAAUAUUUUUCAUGACUGACAAUUUUCUGCUACCACUUAAAUUUUUUUACAAGUAUGUUCCUGACAUUUGAUGAACAGUGGCACUUGAUGAAAGAUUCAGUGUUUAUGGGUGCUGCCUGGGUUAACAAUGUGCUGUGAAACAGAGAUUCCUACAAAAGGAACCUCCCAAGUUGUCUGCAGGUCUUGUAUCGCUAACACAUAGCUUCUGACAAGGAAUAUGCAUGGAAUAAAGAAAGCAGGUAGAUUGGGGCAACUGUACCAUGAUGCCAUGUCCACAGAGGUAGUUCAAGCAGAUCCUGAUUCUUUGCAGCUGAUGCCACCUGUAAUCAGACUUCACAGGAACAUUCCCAGGAUUGUAUGUAAGUAUAAUUACAAUGUAUAAGGAUACCCCUUCUCGGUACCCACCCUGAAAAUAAUCAUUUGAAGAUCCUAAAAUACUUUAAUGUGAGCAAACUAGGGCACAGUUGUGAAAAACAAAGUCUGAUAGGGCAUGAUUAUAACAGUUUCAAGGAAGCAAGCAAACCUAUAAGGAGUGGUCCAACUGCUAUUUUAUUUUGGGGAAGAUGUUACAGAAACACAGAUGUGUUCCUCAGGGAGUGAAACUGGAUUCCAGAGGAAACAAAAGUUUGAUUCUUAUCUCUGGUACCACCCCAGUAAUGCUCCUACUCAUGGGAAAGGUAGUAAAAUCCCAGAAGUGGCAUGGGAUUAUUUCUUUUUAUGGCCCACUUGCCUUCAGGUUUCUGUCCUGGUUGCUGAGCUUCUGAUAGGUAAAUAUAAUCAUGCUUAAAUUUAGAAAUCCAGUUUUAACUAAGAAGGGUGGGAGGACAUUGGGAGGUAAAUGCUAUUUCAGCUUCAAUAGAUGAAGUCUUUGCUUUGGUUUAACUAUUUUACAGUUUAUUAUUAUCAGGGCUUCUUUUGUAGCAGGAACUCCUUUGUAUAUUAGGCCCCACACCCUUGAUAGAGCCAAUCCUCCUGGAGCUUACAGUAGGCCCUGUAAGAAGAGUCCUGUAAACUCUUGGAGGAUUGGCUACAUCAGGAGUAUAUGGCCUAAUAUGCAAAGGAGUUCCUGCUACAAAAAAAGCCUUGAUUAUUAUUGUUUGCAAUGCUUAAUGGCUCAUCUCUUCACUGCCUACUCUGCCCUCUAUUGAGAACUCUUUAACAGGGCCCGAGCAGAAAAUCAUUUACUUCAUAUUCAUUUACCCAAUACACUUUCCUGUAACUAUAUAUUUCUCUCAUUUCCUUUUGGUUGCUUUUGUAGUGACUCAGUAAAUUCAGAGUGACUCAAUAAACUUUCAUUUUAAUCUA